AUUUGUGUUCAUAUAAACCCUGACGACUGUCGCCGCGGGCUUGUUUCAGAAGUCGCUUCCGCCGGUUCGCACACAUCGCGUGCAAUAUAAUAGUGUAAAAGUGUGCUGCACGAGUCGAGAUGAAGAUCCUGAUGAGAGCGGACACCCACUACAGCAUAGUGGUGGGUGGCGCAGAUUAUGAAAAGCCGACGUAUACGUUUUCGCAGGUAUUGGCUGCGGUCGCGGUCUCGCUGGGUUCUAUGAUUGUCGGUUUUUCCUCAGCGUACACUUCACCUGCACUAGUCACUAUGGAAAAUAGCACAAGGAUAUCGGUCACGAAAGAAGAAGGCAGUUGGGUUGGUGGUCUCAUGCCACUAGCAGCUCUAGCUGGAGGAAUUAUAGGCGGACCGUUAGUUGAUUAUAUCGGUAGAAGAAAAACAAUAUUGAUCACUGCCUUCCCCUUCAUCAUCGGAUGGAUGCUGAUCGCAGCAGCAAACGUGGUUGACCUAGUCCUAGCUGGCCGCGCCAUCUGCGGCUUGUGUGUCGGCAUCGGAUCAUUAGCAUUCCCGGUUUAUCUCGGUGAAACUAUACAACCGGAAGUAAGGGGUACUUUAGGCUUAUUCCCAACUGCGAUAGGAAAUAUCGGUAUACUUAUAUGUUAUGCCGCCGGAAUGUAUUUAGAUUGGUCGCAACUUGCUUACCUUGGAGCCUGUUUGCCCGUACCCUUCCUUGCUUUGAUGUUUCUUAUCCCAGAAACACCGAGAUGGUAUUUGUCCCAAGGCAGGACCGAAGAAGCCAGGAAAGCUCUGCAAUGGCUCAGAGGUAAAAAGGCGAAGAUUGACAAUGAAAUGCGCGAUAUAGCCUUAACUGACGCCGAAUUGGGCAGCGAUUCAUCGUUGGCAGAAUUGUUUAAUAGAAAGUACUUAAAAUCUAUAUCUAUUUCGCUUGGACUAAUGGCUUUCCAACAAUUGUCGGGUAUCAAUGCCGUUAUUUUCUACACCGUGCAAAUAUUCGAAAUGACUGGUAGCUCAAUAGACAAGAACUUAUCAACAAUUAUUGUGGGUAUAGUCAAUUUCGUGUCCACGUUCAUAGCGACAGGGUUAAUUGACAGAGCGGGUCGUAAAUUAUUACUUUAUGUGUCAUCUGUUACAAUGACCAUCACUCUAACAAUUUUAGGCGCAUUUUUCUAUGCGCGAGACGAGGCCCAUUUAGAUGUUUCAUCUUUAGGAUGGUUGCCAUUAACGUGUCUAAUGGUAUAUUUGCUUGGCUUCUCGUUGGCUUUUGGACCAAUACCCUGGCUUAUGAUGGGAGAAAUAUUACCAGCUAAAAUAAGAGGUGCAGCUGCUUCGAUUAUAACAGGUUUUAACUGGUUGUGUUCAUUUGUGGUGACAAAAACAUUUCAAAAUAUCCUACUUGCUAUUGGCCCUUCGGGAACCUUUUGGCUCUUUGGUUGUAUUUGCUUUGUAGGUUUAUUUUUUGUGAUUGUAUGUGUGCCUGAAACACGUGGCAAAAGCCUUGAACAGAUUGAAAAUAAGAUGACUGGCAGAAAAGCUAGAUCACGUCGAUUAAGUUCAAUUGCCAAUAUAAAGCCAUUCCCAAGUGGAUGUUAGGAAAGUCAAGGGAAAUUAAAAUUUAAUAAUCAACUCACAUACUAAUGUUAUCAUAUAGGUACCCACCAUUUAUUUGUAACAAAACACUACUAUUGCGUACGAGAUUUAAUUUAUUAACUAUCACAAAUUAUUUAAGUUGAAUAUGUAGGUAACAAUAUCAAAGUUUGGUGGAUUCAAAUUUUCAAUACUUAAAAUGCCAGUGUGCGCGAAAAGUCAACCAGUCUGGUCAAAAGAACAGCCUUCUGGAACCCUGGGUGUAUUCCCAUAGCAUACUGUGUUGUCGACUGUCUCACAUUUAAGGAUUCCCUGAGCACUGGUUUCUUUUUUGGACAAAUAACCGGUGACAUGAGCAUAUGUGUUUAAAUACAAAUUAUGACUGAACUCCUUAGUUCUACGCUAUCUUGACGUUUGGUCGCUAAAAAUGUGCAAGGGUUUUCACAACUUGCUUUAAGAUUUUAACGCACGGAAAGCAUAGACUUACACCACAGAUGGUACGCGUAUUUAAAGUACCCUUUUAAGUAUAGUUGACCACUCAUAUAGACCCUGCCUACUGAGCUAGACUAACGCGGGGUGCGUUUGAAUCGCUGUUCGUUUCAUUUGCAUGAUGACUAUGGAUAUUUUUAUGAUUUAUGUAUUUUUAAGUAUGUAUAUCGUAUUAAAUAUAUCGCUGUCUUGCACCCAUAGUAUGUAGGCUAUGCCUAGUUAGGGUCAAAUUACUUUGUGAAAAAAAAUUCGUGAAUAUCAUCAUUAUCAAAAAGUGCUAAUUUGAUAACUAAGGAGCAAAAUCUAAUUGUAGCAUAAGAACACCAAACUCGUGAAAUUGAUUUCGUGUAUGUGACAUCAUGCCUAAAUACGAGUACCGAUUUGCAAUGGAAUAAAUCGCUACCAACGUUGCGAUCCAUCAUCGCAAGGUUUCUCUGUUUAGUGGACCCGUAUUGAGUCACUAUUUCUAUUUAUUAAAAUGUUUAUGUGCAGGUUUAUAAAUCCAUUUCAGGCCUUAAUCACAUACAAAUAACGCCAGCUAAAUGUUUUCCUUCUCUUUCAGCCGCCUAGCUAAACAAACUCUUUCUUUUUCGACAACUUACUGCCUAAUAGUUACCAAUGAUAUAAUUCCUUAAUUAUGAGCCAGUAGCAUAAAACCUACUAAAACAUAAAAAAAAAAAUACUUUAUCAAAAGUAGAGUCUGAAACUCUAUUUGUUAAAUAAUUUAAACAAAACUAUUCACCAAUUUUUCAAUAAUUUUAAAAUAAAAAUACACACUUUCACACUCUAUUACAAGGGGAUAUGAAUCUCUUAAAACAUUAAUAGAUAUUUUUUUCAUUUAUUCAAGUACUUAUGCAUCCAUAUUCAAGACCUGUUUUGGCGACCCAUUUCCAAACUAUAAUAUAGAUGUUUACAUGUAGUUAGGUAGUUUUUCAAAAAGAUUAUUGAAUAAUUCUAUAUUAUGGUAGCGUAGGCAAUCUAGUUUCAAUUCAAAUAAAUAAAAUGGUUUAUAUUUAUUUAGUAACUUAGGUAUAUUACCGAUAGACUUAUGUUUACUUUUAUAAAUUUUUCUUUGAUAAUAAUUGACAAAUUACAACAAAAACCAAUUAUAAUAAAUUUGGCCAUCCACUAGAGAUUGUCACAAAGCAAUAUGAAAUGAAAUGAAAUAUAUCUUUAUUGCACACCACAAGAUAAUUAAACAUAACAAAAAUCAAUAGGUGGCCUUAUCACUUAAGAGCAAUUUCUACCAGGCAACCUGUAACUUUAAUUUUAAUUGAAUAAAAAUUUAUUUUUAGUGAAUUUUUAAAUUUAGUUGAAAUAUCAGAUGACAAUUAAAAAAAAAGCGCGUACACCUUCCUUAAAGGCCGGCAACGCUCUUGUGAUUCCUCUGGUGUUGCAAGAGAAUGUGGGCGGCGGUGAUCACUUAACACCAGGUGACCCGUACACUCGUUUGUCCUCCUAUUCCAUAAAAAAAAAAAUUAAAUAAGGAUAAGAGAUUUAUAUAUAUGUUGCAGUUAUAUUGUCAAAACCGUAAUAUUACAAUUUGCAACCCACUAUAAGCUACCUACACCCACAGACAACCUACCAUGCAGGGUCAACUAGUAUUAUUACAAUAUUUUCCAAUGUAAAAAUAAAUUAAGUAUGUUAAGCCAACAACAUGCCAAAAGAUGCCAACGCAUAAAUUAUUACAUUUAAUAUACUUAUAUUUAAUUAAAAUGUUUUAAAUGUAUCAAUAGUCACUAGCCUUCUCUUUUAUUAUGUAAAGAAUAUGAUAUAAGUUAGACCAACUAGUAAGUAAUUUUUAAUUUAUAUUGAUUUUUGAGUAUGACGUACUUAAUAUUGUUAUCAGUACUAAUGAAGGAAUGUUUCUAGUAGUUUUUAAGUAUUAUAAAUUUGUUAAUUGUAUAUAGACAUCAUUACAAUAAAAAAUAUUUUAUUAGU
Messenger RNA from Leptidea sinapis, 4013 nucleotides. Its product is annotated as facilitated trehalose transporter Tret1-2 homolog. Gene Ontology annotation, molecular function: sugar transmembrane transporter activity. Gene Ontology annotation, biological process: carbohydrate transport; transmembrane transport. The record is from RefSeq and is a predicted model, not a curated record. NCBI's taxonomy places the organism in Eukaryota, Metazoa, Arthropoda, Insecta, Lepidoptera, Pieridae. Gene Ontology annotation, cellular component: membrane. The coding region runs from base 120 to 1589 and encodes 489 amino acids. The transcript is spliced from 3 exons.